Molecule: messenger RNA, 2368 nt
Organism: Cydia fagiglandana
Lineage: Eukaryota; Metazoa; Arthropoda; Insecta; Lepidoptera; Tortricidae
Gene: mh
Product: DNA-dependent metalloprotease SPRTN
Exons: 3
Coding region: 102-2291 (729 amino acids)
Biological process (GO): DNA repair
Cellular component (GO): nucleus
Molecular function (GO): metalloendopeptidase activity; polyubiquitin modification-dependent protein binding; single-stranded DNA binding
Source: RefSeq, a predicted model, not a curated record
UGAUCCGAGAAGAGAAAUAUUUUUAAGUUAUUUUAAUUAAUUUAUUUGAAAUGAAAUCUGUAAAAGUAUUUAAUUAGUUAGUUGAAAAUUAAGUAACCACUAUGAAUCUGGGAGACCCGGAGUUGGAGUUGAUAGACCCUACGCCGAACGUACAUGCAUUGUUCAUCCAGUUUGAUAGGACUUUCUUUUGGGCUAAACUUGCAAGCAGAGCCGUUGUCCGUUGGAGUAAGCGGAUGUAUUCCUGCGCUGGUGUGUGCUCCUACGAAGGUCGGGGAGGCCUAUGUGAUAUAGCUCUCAGCGAGCCUCUACUGAAGUUACGGCCUCGCAAAGACCUAGUUGAGACAUUACUGCAUGAAAUGAUUCAUGCAUUCCUGUUCAUCACACAACGGGACCAAGACCGGGAUGGCCAUGGCCCAAACUUUAAAGAGCAUAUGUACAGGAUCAACAAGGCGGCUGGAAUCAAUAUCAGCAUUUAUCAUGACUUUCAUGAUGAGGUUAAACUGUACCAGACUCAUUGGUGGCGUUGCAAUGGGCCCUGCCAGUACAGAAAACCUUACUUUGGAAUUGUGCGGAGAACUAUGAAUUCAGCUCCCGGGCCCAGGGAUCAGUGGUGGGAGCAGCAUCAGAGGAGUUGUGGAGGUACAUUCAUUAAAAUAAAAGAACCAGAAAAAAAGACCAAGAAAACACCAAUAGCCCAACCGAAAGGUGACAUUACUAAGUAUAUUACUAGUAAUAAAAAAACUACAACUGGGGAGUCAAAGAUUGUUCAAAUAACUGAUAUUAAAUCCAACAUACCUCAAGUUCCAACAAAAUCAAACAAUUCAAGCACAAUUGUGGUGAAUCAGAAAGGUGUUAGUAAUCCUAUAAAUAAUCCAGCAGUGAAGCCUUCCUUUGUUAUUGGUAAGUAUUUUACUAUUGGAGGAACUAGCAAUAGAGUCCGAUCUAAUUCUGUUGAUGCUGCUGAAGCAGUUAGAAACGUUUGGGCUAAAAAACAAUUGACACCUAGUACUGGGUCAGCCAAUGCUGCUGAAACAGUCAGAAAUACUUGGGCUAAGAAACAAUUGACACCUGUUGCAGUUUCGCCCAUUGAUGUUGUCAAAGCAAAAAUUAACAAUCAUGUCCAAAACCCAACGCUAAAUGUUUUUCCUAAGACAGCAUCAACUAAUAUGAACAAUAAUUAUCUCGAUAAAAAAGUGACUAAACAUAAGACUGAAUCUGAACAUGUUGAUUCUCCACCUGGCAAAGUAAAAAAGAUUGAUGACUACUUCAAGAAAAAUGUGACGUCCAUGCUUAAAGAUAUUUAUGGUACUAAUAUUGAAGUGAUAGAAUCCAAUAAUAAUACCAAAUUGGUUGCUGUUAAUAACAAUAGUAUGGGCAGCUCACACACUGUUCAAGUCGAUUGUCCUAUAUGUGGAAUUAAAAUAAAGGAACAAAAUAUAAAUAGCCAUUUAGAUGAAUGUUUAAAUAAAGAUUUAAUAUCAAAAAUCUGCAGCGGGAAUGAAACGGCAGCAACAUCUCUAGUUAAAACAGCGACAGUUCCGUUAGAUAAUAAUAAGGACCUACUAACUCCUACAGUUGGAAAUAAAGCUUCAACACAAGUUUCAAAAGAAAUAUUAGCUACUUUACAGACGAUCCCACCUUACAAACCAAAAGGAUUGCCUAAGCAAGAAUUUGAAAUAAAAAAGGAGACAAAUAAAUUCGUUACCACAUUUAGGGGAACAUUCUGUAAUGAGACUGAAGUAUUUAAUGAUCAAAAUAAUUUAGACGACAAUAUAGACUGGGAAGAUAAUUUGAAAGCACAGCUACCAAAAAUAAAGCCAGAACCUAUAGAUCUGUAUAAAGCCGAUUCAGUUGUAAAGAAAGUUCAAUUUGAUAUACCUUUAAGGAAAUUUGAUAACUUUAUUGUACCAAAAGAGAAAAAAGCAGGAAGCGGAGAUCCCUUCAUAGUAGAAGAUGCCAAAGUUAAAUUACCUAUAGUAAAAAAAGAACCUGAAACUGGUACAGUAUCUGUUCUGGUUGAGCAGAAUUGUCCAUGCUGUGGUAGUAAAGUCACUAAACCUAUGAGUGAACACUUAGACGAGUGUUUGGCAUUUUUCGCAACUGACACAGCACCUGAAGAAGCGUCUACGAGUUUCGGUAACCAGACUAUAGUGAUCGAUGAUGACGAUGACGACUUGUUCGACGAGACGCAGUUGUUCAACGCCACUGGAACCAAGUUGCCGUGCCCGUGCUGUAUGCAGAUGGUUGAAAAUGAUGAUAUGAAUGCGCAUUUAGAUAGCUGUUUGAGUUAAAAUACUAAUGAAUGUUAAUUUUUCACUAAUAAUUGGACGUAGUUUAGGGUAAAAGAUCCAAUCCACAAAAAUCUGUU